AUUCGUGUUCCAGACGACUCCGGGUACGGUUCGUGUUACGCAUAUGGUCCGCGCGCCCUGUUCCCACACCCUUGAAACAGAAGGAAAUUUUUCAACCCGCUGGAGUGUUUUGGCUGGCUGGUGUCUUUGUCCUCCUGCGAGGACUCCGACCACCGUGUGUGUGUUUGUUUGUGUGUGUCCUGUGCGUGGGAAGAUUGUUACGGGGCCAGUCCCGAUGGGCGUGUGAGACCAACUGGGCAAGUGGUUAUAUCAUCAAAGCAAGGCUUCGCGGAUCUUUCUCCGUCCUGAUGUCUCGGGACGGAACCAUCGCGACGACGGCAGUGUCGUAAUCGAUCCAGAAACAAGAGUAAAUUGCGGCGCAAUCGAUUGCCGAGCUUCAGGAGCAAAAGUGGUUAUCAAAAAGCUGUGUUGUGUUGUUCCUGGCGUGGCGAAAUUGAGGAAAAAUCGGGUUUUCCUUCGGUGGAAAAGUCUGUGAAAAGUGGGCUAACGUUCCGCUGACGUAAGGCCACGGUGGAAGCGAUAAAGGAAGAUAAUCGCUUUUUACGAUUUUUUUGCCUGCUCCUACGACGUUGUGUUCCGAACAUGGCAGCAUAAAUUUUAGAACGCGGGUGGAAAAUUCGCGCCUGGGUGUGUGUGUGUGCGUGUGGGUGGGUGGCUUUGUUGUGGUUCGAUACCCCUAUAAAAGAGGAGCAAUAUCUACUACGUAAGGAUGCAAAAGGUCAAAAGUUUCGUAUGUGUUUUGAUUGGUGCAAGUGAUUAAAACCCACCGGGAUAGUGUGCGGGUAGUGAUUCUCAUUCUAAUCCAGCAAGGAAUACUCAACAACGAAAAACGCCCACUUUCAACCCUUCACAAUCGGAUAUGUAACGCCGUCGUAAACAGCCAUCCAGAAUAUCAAACCAAAUCGAUAGUGGGUGGUACAAGUGCUAGUUCACAUCCCUUUUACAUACAUCCUCGCCAAGAAACCAAGAAAGAACACAAACUCGUACGGCGGCGGCCAUGGAUCAGCAUCCGCUGCUGCUGGCGAACGAGAGCAUCCACGACAGCGGAAUCAUCGAGGAUGUCCACCAGGAGUCGGAGUGCGACACCGGAAACGAGGAGUACGGCGACGAGAGCAACCUCGAGUCCAACUUGAGGAGGCGAAAGGGGAAAAUUAUCUCCUGCGUGGAAAAUGCCUCGAGACUGAUCCGGCGGCGAGUGCCUUGCGCAGGACACCUAAUGACUCCCCGACGCCUCUGGCUGAACAAAAUUCCGACCCAGUGCGAUGUGGUGAUUGAAUUUCCAGAGGAUGCACCGGAUGAUGCCCUCCGAUGGCUGCUGAAUAAGAUUAAGACGUCCCCACCGGAAGGCUUGGGAUUGUCGGCAAUGGUGAGAGCACACGACAGUACAAAACGGACGGCGUUCUACGUCACGGCGCCGAUGAAUGUACUGUUCAAGGCGGCCGAGGAGGCACGUCUGCCGAAACGACUCCGCACGGACCUGGGCGGAGCGCUGAAGGAGUUCACCAAGCGGGAAAGUCACUGUUUUGCCCAAACGAAGGACAGCGAAGGUGCGAACACGUUGUUCACCUCCCAGGAGCGCCAGUGGCUGGUACUACAGGUGCUGCAAGGACUCAGGGCAGGAGUUUCGGAUCUGAAGGCCCUGCAAGGACGGGCACAGGUCGAGGAAGGCCAGAGCAUAGUGGCCGCCUGGCAGGAACUGGGCCUGAUAACACAAGUGUUUCCCUUACACGAAACAAGCGCCUUACAGCAGCUACAGUCGAGCUGGGUACGGAAGUUUUUUGCGCCGCAACCGUUAGACGACAUUGCUGCGUACUUUGGAGUGAAAGUGGCUUUAUACUUUGCGUGGCUGGGCCAUUACACGUGUGCACUGUGUGUUCCGGCCGUCCUCGGUACGAUACUGUACGCCGGCCUGUGGGGCCGUGGCCAGACGGCACAGGACAUUGGCCAUGUGAUUUUUUCCCUGUUCAACGUGGCGUGGGCGUCCCUGUAUCUGGAGGCCUGGAGGCGCUACUCGGUCGAGUUGGCCUUCCGGUGGGGCACGCUGUCCACCCCUCCGGAACUACUCGAACCACCGAGACCACUGUACAAGGGUCCACUGGAGGAAAGUCCCGUCACGGGACGGCUGGAGCCCAGGGAAACGCCGGCCUGGCAGCGACGUGCGUUCCGGUAUCUAGUUAGUUUUCCAAUUAUUGGGCUCUGUUUAGUGCUAGUGUUUGUAGUGAUGUUCCUAAUGUUACGACUACAGGAUUGGCUCGAUCAGCACUCUCCAAAUUCUAACGGUGCCCUCUGGGAUUGCAUGUGCAUGGCGUCAAAGGACUGGUGGGACGAGAAACUCCCCGAGCAGGGCAUUUUCAGCUGUUUGAGUGUGAUACCGAAGGUCCUCCUGGCCGGCGCCAUCACCCUGAUGGACGAGGCGUACUACAAGUUGGCCGUCUGGCUCAACGACAAAGAGAACUAUCGGCUGCAGUCCAAGUACGAGAACCAUCUUAUCGGCAAGGUGGCCCUGUUUCAGUUUGUCAACAGCUUUCUGUCGCUGUUCUACAUCGCGUUUUAUCUGCGCGAUCAAGAUAAGCUGAAGGAGCAACUGGCUGGUUUGCUUAUAUCGCGCCAGAUUAUCGGGAAUCUUCGAGAGUCCGCAUGGCCCUACUUGGUGGAGCAGUGGAAGCUGGCCAAGCUGAGUUUCAAGCUGUGGGGAGCGUUGAGUCCAACGCAGGAAUUGCCACCCCCAAUGAUUGAGAACAAACAGGUCAAUGAAGGCAAAGGAUCCUCGGAGUGCACCUCGUCAACACCGAAGAGAUCUAUCGGGCAAGCCGAGGUCGAGAGUUCUCUGUACAAAUACGAUGGAACCUUCUCGGACCACCUGGAGAUGCUGGUCCAGAUGGGCUACGUGGUUCUGUUUUCGGCAGCAUUUCCUCUGGCUGGACUGUGCGCCUUGGCUAACAAUUUGCUGGAGAUUCGGUCCGAUGCGUUUAAACUUGCACACGUACAUCAGAGGCCUUUCGGGCAGAGAGUGGCCAACAUUGGCACCUGGCAGAAUGCCCUUGGAAUGCUCGGACUUGCAGCUGUGAUCGUGAACUGUGCCCUGAUCGGACUGUCCGGACAGGUCUCGCGACUAUGGCCCGGAUUGACCUCGACACAAACAGUUAUUCUGAUUGUGGCCCUCGAGCACGUGAUGCUUGGUCUUCGAUCAGCACUAACCUGGCUUCUUCCGGAACUUCCAUCGUGGCUGGCCGCCGAAAUAGCCCGUGCCGAGCACUGUCGUCGAGAGAUGCAAUGCAAGGGUCCCUCUCCUCGGCAGACCCCUCCAUCUCCACCGUCGUCCACAUCCCUCUCGCACCACGAUCACGACUUCAACAGCAACCAGGACAUCUACGACAAAACGGAACAAUCCGUUGGCAGAUUUCACAUCUUCCCUAGUCACGAUAUUCAGGAGAACGAAAUGGAACGGGUCCCGUUGGCGGGCAGCUUGGCGACCAAGCUGGACAAUCUAACCAGCAGCGGCAGUGGCGGCGGCCAUCAGUCCCAAUCGCAAUCCCACCUUCAGCCCCACCAGAAAGAACCUCGCAGCAGCAACGACAACAUCGACAUCUUCGCAACGGAAACACGAGAGGUCACACCGGAUUCGCCGAUCUCGCAGACCAGCACAGUAUUAUUACGACCUCUCCAAGAUUCUCCCCUUAGUGGUCAAUCAGCACAAACUGUUGCAUUAGAAUCUACACAGAACUCAGGUGCAUGCCCAAUGAAGCCAAGCAUUAAGCUCGCUGCAAUUCCGCCAUUCCGGGGACAGUCGAUGAAGCACAGUUAUAGUAUUUACGAUAAGCGAAGCAUCAACCUCGGUGAAACGAUGAGUCCCCGAGUUUCGUCGCAGCCUAUCCAGAUUCCAGAGAUUCCACCUUUCCGCAAGCAAGCACACUCCACCAUGCACUCGCCCGUCAGCCAGAGCCCCCAGAAUCUGGGCCUGGUGAACGCCUCACCACCUAGAAUAGCGGAAAUUCCGCCCUUCCGGCCUCGCAUCCGGUCCAAGGAGUGGAUGCCCAACAUCGAGCACACCGAACAUCAUCUCACGAUCGGGCCCAGUGGAGGCGCCGAGUGGGCGAAACGUUUGAAGGCGGCCGAUCCUUCCAUUAUUCACAGAAGCACCGACUGUAUUGUAGCGAAGCAACAAGAACUGGCCUCCGGAUCCGACUCGGAGCUGAUGAAGGCAGCCCCCUCGUGGAACAACAUGGCACCCAAAACGGUCGAUCAGCCCGGCACCAGUACGAGCGCACCAUCCGUCAAGGCCCAAACCGAAGAGGAAGCGGCCAAAGCCGCAGCCGAACUGGCCGCGAAAAAGUCCCGCAUCAAGCAGAGUCUGGUCAAGCGGGCCCGAUCGGUGGCGAUCUUCUCGCUGAAGCUGAAGGAGCAACGCGCGAAACGUGCCGAAAAGGCCGCCCAGGAAGCUAGGGACGCCCUUCCACCGCCACCCCCGGGCGGAGAGCUAUCGCUAAUUCCCAUCGAGCAGCUGAUCCAGGUGGACGAUGUCCUGAACCAGCGAAAUCUGAACCACGGCGGGGGUCACAACAACCACCACAGCAGCAGUGCCGGGUCGGGCAGUACGUAAGGUAACUUGCCAGGUUGAUCCUCAACUUUGUACAGCAGAAUGUAAGGCGCACAUGCACUGUAAAAUAAAAAGGUCAGACAAUUACGACCGUUACGCGAUGCGGCGGCGGCUGCUGCUGCUACCAGGUGAUAAUUGCGCGCAAGUGGACGACGAGUUGGAUGGUCCUGUAAAAAUACGAGUAAAGAAUCAAGGGAACGCGAACCAUUUGAGACAGACAUAUUUUAUCCGUAGCUCUUGUGCAGUAGUGAUUCGGUGUUUACUUUUUAGAGUAGUUAAUUGCAAGCGAGGAGAGUAGCAGGUUUGACCGCGAGACAUCAGGGAGGAUAUUUUUAAGGGACGAGAUCCUCAACGUAGAAUGGCCGUUACAGCGGAGCGGAAAAGCCCGAGGUCAAUGAGCGCAGAAGAUAUCGAGCGACGAAUACGAAGUUUUGCAAAAGCGGUUUUGGGUGCUUCUAUACAGUAUUAAGAAAGCCAUAGUUGGUAAUGGAUCGAUUCAGCACACACACAUACACAAAAAAAACAUACACAUACAUAAACAUAACAACACAUUACAGACAGUUUUUGAAACGGAAAGGCGUGAUACUAGUUUUGGGAAUACUUUUACAAAAAAUGAUUAGCGCGGUUACGAGGCAAGACUAGCAAAAGAAACAAAAAAUAUCGAAGUUCACGGCCAAAAUAAUAAAAGAAAGGAAAACAUGUUCUAAAAUAUUUAGUGAGUUAUGGUAAAACUGCUUUGUUGAAAAAUGUAAAAAAAAAGAUAAGCCAGCGAUUUAUUCGUGCGAAGAGCUUCAUACUUGCUUCCUCAGUUGGUUCCUAACGAAGAUUUCCUCACUUUUAAAAUUUAAUUUUAUUGAUUUCUAUCACCUUUUCGAUUUUAUUUUCAAAUAUUUUUUUUUUAGAUUUUGAUGUUUUGAGAAAUGCAUUUUAAUAAUAUUUAAAAUUUUAAAUGUCUCCAUUCCCUAAUUUUUUUAUGGCCUUUAAAUAUACUACCUAAAAAGUCCGCCAAAUUUCAUUCUGCGAAAAAAAAUCAGUUUUUUAAUUUAUUUCACAUUUUAAAAGUCUUUCACAACAAACACAAAAUUCCAGUUUUCGAAAUACAGCCGCCAUGAGAUUAUUUUGAAAGAACAAUCUUUAUUUUUUCGAUGUUUUAAAAUAGUAUCCACAAAGGUAAAAAAAAUAAAUUAAAUUUUAGAAGGAACGAGAGUUGAACCAUCAAUUUUGUGGUUGUUAAUCCGACAUGCUACCAUCACAUCAUGGAUCGCUUGAUGGCAUAAGAGAGACAUAGCACAAAUAUAUUUUUCUCUGACUAGUUUCACGAGCAAAAUUAUAUUGUUUGUAGUAAAUCCACUAUGACAGAUUUUUAUACAUUUAUUUCCUGUGGGCGAAUUCAUGUGGAAUAAGGAACAUUACACAUAAAAAGACGUGAGUUUAUAUAUUUUAGAUGUAAUAUUUCACACAGUGUUGUAAAUGAUUGAUAGAAAUCCCCAUCAUUUGAUGAUUCCUGCACCAAAAUAUCAGUGGGUAUAGCGACCGUCACUAUAGCUUGUGAACUCUCUUCGUUUAUCACGUAAUUCUCAGCAACAAUAUUCUCUCUCUAUCACUCGUACUCUUUUUCUCGUUCACGCACACUCGCCGGAGAUCCUUUUGUUUUAUCAAAAACAUGGAAUGAAAGAACGCGAGAGGUGGAUUGGGAAUCGACCACUUAUUACGUCCCGUGAAACUGCGUUGGAAUUUUUUUUUUCAUGUCUACAAUUUUUUCUUGAAAAGGUCCUACAAAUAUAUGAAACACAAUAGCUUAUAGGACCUUUACAAAAAGACUCUAGAUGUUUGUUUUGUUUGUGAAUGAGGGAAUGAGAGAGAAAAAGAGAAUGUCCCACGGAAGAGUGUAAACACGAGAUAGAGACUGGCUUUAGGACUGGCUAUUCUUGGUGCCGAGAAUCACGCUACGGAGAAAGAAGCAGUGACUGUUGGGAGAUGAGAUUUCGGGCAUGGUAAUUGUAGUCGCUGAGACAGCUAAGGUCGAUUAAAAUUGCAGAGUAAUGAUUUUUUAACAAUGUGUUUUUUUUCGCGAAAAUCGACGAAAAAUGUCAUGAUUCGGACCACCUUGACCUACGUCGUGUCACUUUAAUGGCCAAACAAAACUCACUCGUACUCUUUUUCUCGUUCACGCACACUCGCCGGAGAUCCUUUUGUUUUAUCAAAAACAUGGAAUGAAAGAACGCGAGAGGUGGAUUGGGAAUCGACCACUUAUUACGUCCCGUGAAACUGCGUUGGAAUUUUUUUUUUCAUGUCUACAAUUUUUUCUUGAAAAGGUCCUACAAAUAUAUGAAACACAAUAGCUUAUAGGACCUUUACAAAAAGACUCUAGAUGUUUGUUUUGUUUGUGAAUGAGGGAAUGAGAGAGAAAAAGAGAAUGUCCCACGGAAGAGUGUAAACACGAGAUAGAGACUGGCUUUAGGACUGGCUAUUCUUGGUGCCGAGAAUCACGCUACGGAGAAAGAAGCAGUGACUGUUGGGAGAUGAGAUUUCGGGCAUGGUAAUUGUAGUCGCUGAGACAGCUAAGGUCGAUUAAAAUUGCAGAGUAAUGAUUUUUUAACAAUGUGUUUUUUUUCGCGAAAAUCGACGAAAAAUGUCAUGAUUCGGACCACCUUGACCUACGUCGUGUCACUUUAAUGGCCAAACAAAACUCACUCGUACUCUUUUUCUCGUUCACGCACACUCGCCGGAGAUCCUUUUGUUUUAUCAAAAACAUGGAAUGAAAGAACGCGAGAGGUGGAUUGGGAAUCGACCACUUAUUACGUCCCGUGAAACUGCGUUGGAAUUUUUUUUUUCAUGUCUACAAUUUUUUCUUGAAAAGGUCCUACAAAUAUAUGAAACACAAUAGCUUAUAGGACCUUUACAAAAAGACUCUAGAUGUUUGUUUUGUUUGUGAAUGAGGGAAUGAGAGAGAAAAAGAGAAUGUCCCACGGAAGAGUGUAAACACGAGAUAGAGACUGGCUUUAGGACUGGCUAUUCUUGGUGCCGAGAAUCACGCUACGGAGAAAGAAGCAGUGACUGUUGGGAGAUGAGAUUUCGGGCAUGGUAAUUGUAGUCGCUGAGACAGCUAAGGUCGAUUAAAAUUGCAGAGUAAUGAUUUUUUAACAAUGUGUUUUUUUUCGCGAAAAUCGACGAAAAAUGUCAUGAUUCGGACCACCUUGACCUACGUCGUGUCACUUUAAUGGCCAAACAAAACUCACUCGUACUCUUUUUCUCGUUCACGCACACUCGCCGGAGAUCCUUUUGUUUUAUCAAAAACAUGGAAUGAAAGAACGCGAGAGGUGGAUUGGGAAUCGACCACUUAUUACGUCCCGUGAAACUGCGUUGGAAUUUUUUUUUUCAUGUCUACAAUUUUUUCUUGAAAAGGUCCUACAAAUAUAUGAAACACAAUAGCUUAUAGGACCUUUACAAAAAGACUCUAGAUGUUUGUUUUGUUUGUGAAUGAGGGAAUGAGAGAGAAAAAGAGAAUGUCCCACGGAAGAGUGUAAACACGAGAUAGAUACUGGCUUUAGGACUGGCUAUUCUUGGUGCCGAGAAUCACGCUACGGAGAAAGAAGCAGUGACAGUUGGGAGAUGAGAUUUCGGGCAUGGUAAUUGUAGUCGCUGAGAACUGAGUUUGAUAUUUUUUCAACCCAUAUUACACAUUUUCCUGGCUAAAGUUAGUUGUUAAUAUAAAAUAUCAAAAUUGUUUUGGAAAUUUGCUAGUUCUUGCAAGGCAGAAGCCAGAGGCAAUGGAAAUAGCGAAUUUUAUUUGCAAUUAAGUGAGAGAUCUCUUUUCCGUGUAAUACAGUUAACGUGAAGACUUCCAUCAUUGUCAUGAUUUUUCGUUCAAAGAUAUACAUUUUGCGAAGCUUUCAAUAUUUUGACAAAAUUCCUUCAACAAAACGAAAAACGAAGUUGACUUUAUAGCUGUCGGCCACCAUUGCUAGUACCAACCACUAGUGUCUUCCUUUUUAUCUACAAGGACUUCGCCGCCCUGGGCUCCUAAGUGUAUGAAAGUAUGGCACGGAGCGACGGCGCCGAAUACCCAUAUUUACACAAAGAAUUUUAGAGCGCCUGCCGCGGGAUUCGAACCGUCGGCCUCUGGAUUGUGAGUCCAGUGCGCGGUCCGAUUGAUCCACACGGGCGGGACGACAACAAGUUGUUUAGAAUAGUGCCCUACACAUGCUGAUUCCUUUUGAUAACGAUUAUCCCAUGCUUUGUAAAGUUAUGGAAAUCGUCAUUAAUCAAUGAUUGCUAACUAGAACGUCAAUGAUUGUACCACAAAAUUAUAUAAAUUUUUAAACGCAUUUGAUUUAGAUCGAAAAUUCUUUCAGUGACUUGAAGAACUCAACACCCGGCACAUGCUGAUUCCUUUUAGUGCUGAAAUUCGUUGAAUUGAAUUUUUAUGCAGAACAAGCCGUACCCUGCAAACUUCGUCCUGCCCUUUUUGGUUUCUUGACGUUUUUAGCUUGUUUGCUUAUUCAGCCUCCUGUGAUCAAAAUUUGAUUUUACGCAACUUUUCCCAUACAAACGGCGGUGUUCCGGAAUCGGUCUGAUAGUGGCCAAAGUGUCAACUUAUUAGCGUAAAAACCUUCCUUGAGCUUAUACGAACCCAACGCAGCAAAGAGCGCUCCGAUCCGACCUCCCGUGUUCAACUGAUGCGCGUUCGAACAAAACCAUCGAAAUUUUUUAUAUAUAUAUAGAUAUUUUAUUGUGAUAAUCAAUUUCCUUCGAAAAUGAUCAACGGCUUCACCUUAAACCUCGCAUAGUGCGCAGGCGUUACGCUUUGUAUUUCUUCGAUUACUCUAAAACGACAUAAUAUUUUUGCAAUCUCUUUGAAGUUAAUUGUAGAUUGGAACAAGACGAACAAAUUGCUUCAAAAAGAUUGCAAAAAUAUUAUGUCGUUUUAGAGUAAUCGAAGAAAUACAAAGCGUAACGCCUGCGCACUAUGCGAAGUUUAACUGUAUUCUGUUGAUCAAGUUUUAGUUUAAAUUUAGUGAAAAUAAAAAAAAACUUACACCAAGUUUUUAAAAAUGAUUUCUUGCUGGCAGAAUAAAUCAAACUUUAAGUUAAAGCUUAUGGAUUUAGCAUAAAAUGAAUGAGACAAAAUUUCGUUCAGAAUCUUCUUUCUACGGUGUCAUAUAAUUAUGUCUGUAUGAAAAUUAGUAAUAUAUAGAAAUUAUUUACAAAAAAAUCCCGUUUCCGCGAGCGACGCUUCGAAAAAACCCUGUUUUUUUUUAAAUAUCGUGUCUCGGAAUCUUGUUAAUGCACCCUUUGGUCCAAACACCGUCAGACCGACAUUUUAAAGUUUCAUUUGACUUUUUCAAAUACAUAUUAGCCUGAAUUUCUCAGUCCUCAAUUUUUUUUUUCUAUCAUCAUUUGCGUCCAAGACAGCUAAGGUCGAUUAAAAUUGCAGAGUAAUGAUUUUUUUAACAAUGUGUUUUUUGAUUUUGAUUAUCCGAAGGCCUUGGAAAAAUUUUACUCCUGAUAAUCGAAUCAGGAAAAAAUAUUUUUUCUUUGUCUUAUUUUUGUUUGUCAAGCUUAGGUAUGAUUCCUAAUUUAGUUUUAAACUACUCUAAAAGAAUUAAAAUUUUUAAAUCCUAGAUGGUGGGGACGAAACAUUGAAAAAUGCAUUUCACUAUUCAAAUGCAAUCAACUAUUUACCAAAAUAGCGUCGAAACUCGAAUUAGACGUUUAAAACAAAUGAAACAAACUAAAACAUUUUUUUUGUUCGUCAUUUGUUUUCCGUCCCAUACCCAUACAAACCUUCGGAUAAUCGAGUCUUCAGAUAAUCGAGUCUGGACUGUAUAGUUAAAUUUUUAAACCUAUAUUUUUUUAAGUUUAUUGUACUUUUUAUUAUUUAUUACUACAAUAUGUUUUAUUUGCUUAACAAUCUUUAAACAAAUCUAAGAGUGGAUUGUUGAAUCAUUAUAGCAAGUCUUCGGUUUUUAGUUGUAAUUUGUAAUUUGUUUGAAGCUCACAUUGCACUGCGCAAUCGCACAUAUCAUAUAGGUACAUUAUUGUUAGGACGUUUGCGAGCUUGUUGUACAUGAUGCAAAUAGCAUUGCAUUUAAUUUAGGCUUAAGUAAAAUCAAACGUACAAUGCUGCGAUAGAUUCAACGUACAUCGUUUACAGAUCAACUGUAUUCUGUUCACGAAAAUGACUGAGAAAUUGCAAUUACUUUACUAUAGUUUGAAAUAAUUUUCUAAAUCACUGUUCAGAGAAACGAAUACAAUCAUUUACUUUAACAGCAUGUUUUUUGCAAGUUUAGUCGACAAUCUAUUUGUUUCAAUUUCCGGCAAUCUGUUCAAACCUCUUAAGAAACUAACAGUUCAAAACUCAAACGUGUUGCAGUUCAGCAGUGAUAAUUUCAUGCAAUAACAUUUACAAAAGAAAACAAGCUUUCUAGCUCGUUUGUAUAUUUUACUAUCAAUGAUCUCAACCACAAAUCAACAAAUUCAAUUGAGUACUGCUUUUUCCAAGCUUUAUCUUACAAAACGAAAUGGUUGUUUAGCUAUACAGCGCAAAAACUGAUUUUGCUAGCAUACAUUAGUUUUUUAACCACACCAGAGUGAGAGCUGCUCUCCACAAAAAUAAUAGUGAAAAGAAUCCGUCAAGUCAAUUAAGUCAGGCAACAGCACAACUUUAACCAGAAAACAGAACAACAAUAGCAAAAUUACCAGGAAAAAAAAUACCGUCUUCAAAUAGCGAGCCGAGAUGAGAAAGUCUGUCCCACCAGAAAUUAUUAACAAAAAACAACAUCAAACUGAAUAUUGAACAAACAUGUCGAGGCUGGAUUGUAGAAAGCACAUUUCUUGGAAGUAAAACGAAACGCUUUGAAGCACACACACACACAGGCACACAUACACACUCAAACAUACACUAGUCCUUUUUACCAUAACAAUACUCAGCAAGCAAAAAAAAAAAAACUUUCUCUAACCAUUGUAGUGUUAACUCAAAUCUCUGGAAAUCAAUUCACCUUUCUCAAACUAAGAAAAACUAUUACUACUCAACAGUUUGCAAACUUGUCACAACUUAUCAUCCACAUUCGACAGAUAUUCUAAAACAGUCUUUAACUCUAGCAGCAAAAACAAGAACGGUAGCGAAUAGAACGAGUUCAAACUUUUGCGUUUAUUUCUUCAUCCCGCGUCAAUUUGUGUAACUAGAGCUCAGAGGAUUUUGUUCAACACCAUCCCAACACCACCCCUCCUGCUGACCGUUUGGUUUCAACCGGUAAUUUUAGAAAAAAGCAAAGAAGACAAAUUAAAGCAAGAAUUGUGAAAUUGUACAAUUAAAGGGUAAGCUGGCAUUGUUAAUUAAAACCAAAAAUUUAACGAUAACAGUUGAUUAGUUAAAUCAAAAUAUUGGAUACGCACUCUGUACAUUGAUUUGUUUCGAGAAGUAAAAUGUUGAUGUUACUUGA
Molecule: messenger RNA, 12042 nt
Organism: Culex pipiens pallens (northern house mosquito)
Lineage: Eukaryota; Metazoa; Arthropoda; Insecta; Diptera; Culicidae
Gene: wwk
Product: anoctamin-8
Exons: 21
Coding region: 998-4600 (1200 amino acids)
Biological process (GO): chloride transmembrane transport
Cellular component (GO): plasma membrane
Molecular function (GO): chloride channel activity
Source: RefSeq, a predicted model, not a curated record